AGAGAGAGAGAAGGGGUUCGGUAGCCCUAUUGCUGGAUGAGAGGGCUUUAAGAUGGAGACUCCCAGAGAGAGGGACCGUUGGGAAUAGGUUAGGUGAUGAAGGAGGACGAAUAGAGAAAUCUAGAGAGAGAAACCAUGGGGCAACGACCAGCCUUCUUUCCAUUGGCCUUAGCACUUGCUUUGCUAGGGUUUGCAGAGGCCACGCCACCGCACGCAUCAGAGGCGCCAUCGCCGGGCAACACGACGAGGCCGACCGCCUAUGAGGUCUUGGAGAGCUACGGUUUCCCGAUCGGCCUCUUGCCGCAAGGGGUUCUCGACUAUGAACUCGAUGAGUCGACGGGCCAAUUCUCAGCCUAUUACAAUGGCACCUGCGCCUUCGCGCUCGAGGACUCCUCCUACCGGCUCAGCUACCGCCCCACCAUCUCUGGUCGCAUCUCCUACCGUCGGCUGCAGAAUCUGGAGGGUGUGAGUGUGAAGGUGCUCUUCUUCUGGCUCUCCAUCACGAGGGUGGAAUCGGACGGCCAAGAACUCUCCUUCUCAGUCGGGAUUGCAUCUACAUCGUUCCCUGUCUCCAAUUUUUAUGAGAGCCCUCAGUGUGGAUGUGGCCUGGAUUGCGUUUCUAAUCAAGCACUGCCCUCCUCUUCCUCUUCCUCUUCCUCUUCCUCUUCUUCAGUGUGAUGGACGGUGGUUUCUGAUAGGUAUGUAACUGUGGUCUAUAAAACGUAGUAGUCCAUGUAGUCACUACCUUAGUAGUCCGUGUAGUCACUACCUCUUAAUUAGAUUAUUAGACACCAUUCGGGUGCAUUUUACCUCUUUCCUUACGUUUUGAGAUGUAUGCUAUAAGACCGGUUACUUUUGGUUUGCUUUGAGGAAGAUACACGACUGGACCCAGGAGCCAACGGCUAUACCCGACUUCGGUUCGGGUUCGAAUA
Molecule: messenger RNA, 932 nt
Organism: Amborella trichopoda
Lineage: Eukaryota; Viridiplantae; Streptophyta; Magnoliopsida; Amborellales; Amborellaceae
Source: RefSeq, a predicted model, not a curated record